Messenger RNA from Dipodomys ordii (Ord's kangaroo rat), 1503 nucleotides. RefSeq names its product cGMP-gated cation channel alpha-1-like. The annotation marks the transcript as partial. The record is from RefSeq and is a predicted model, not a curated record. Lineage: Eukaryota; Metazoa; Chordata; Mammalia; Rodentia; Heteromyidae. The transcript is spliced from 3 exons. Gene Ontology annotation, cellular component: plasma membrane; intracellular cyclic nucleotide activated cation channel complex. Gene Ontology annotation, molecular function: intracellularly cGMP-activated cation channel activity; protein-containing complex binding; cGMP binding. Gene Ontology annotation, biological process: monoatomic cation transmembrane transport.
AAACAAAGAAGACAAAAAGAAAAGAAAACAAAAACAGCAACAAAGGAAGUUCUAUUAUACGUGGUAACAGGAUUGAUCAGUUAUCUAGAACAAGGAUUAUUGGUGAAAGACAAACUGAAACUGAUAGAGAAAUACAAAUCAAAUCUCCAAUUUAAACUUGAUGUCCUGUCUGUGAUACCAACGGAUUUGCUAUAUAUCCAGUUGGGUUGGAACUAUCCAGAAAUCAGGUUAAACCGACUGUUGAGGAUCUCUCGUAUGUUUGAGUUCUUCCAGAGGACGGAAACCAGAACAAAUUAUCCAAACAUCUUCAGGAUUUCAAAUCUCGUCAUGUACAUUGUCAUCAUUAUUCACUGGAACGCAUGUGUGUACUACUCGAUUUCCAAAGCUAUUGGGUUUGGUAAUGACACAUGGGUUUACCCUGAUGUUAACGAUCCUGAGUUUGGUCGUUUGGCUAGGAAAUAUGUAUAUAGCCUUUAUUGGUCUACAUUGACUUUGACUACCAUCGGGGAAACACCUCCUCCUGUGCUAGACUCUGAGUAUAUCUUUGUGGUGGUGGAUUUCUUAAUCGGAGUUUUAAUUUUUGCCACCAUUGUCGGUAACAUAGGUUCUAUGAUUUCCAAUAUGAACGCCGCGAGGGCAGAAUUUCAAGCAAGAGUUGAUGCUAUCAAGCAGUACAUGAAUUUUCGCAAUGUAAGUAAAGAUAUGGAAAAGAGAGUCAUUAAGUGGUUUGACUACCUGUGGACCAACAAAAAAACAGUUGAUGAGAAAGAAGUCUUGAGAUAUCUCCCUGAUAAACUCAGGGCGGAGAUUGCCAUCAACGUUCACUUAGACACAUUAAAAAAGGUGCGCAUUUUUGCCGACUGUGAGGCUGGUUUAUUGGUGGAAUUGGUCUUGAAAUUACAACCCCAGGUCUAUAGUCCUGGAGAUUACAUAUGCAAGAAAGGGGAUAUUGGUCGAGAGAUGUACAUCAUCAAAGAAGGCAAACUUGCUGUGGUGGCUGAUGAUGGAAUUACUCAGUUUGUGGUGUUGAGUGACGGCAGCUAUUUCGGCGAGAUCAGCAUUCUUAACAUUAAAGGCAGCAAAGCAGGAAACCGAAGAACAGCCAAUAUUAAAAGUAUUGGCUACUCAGACCUGUUCUGUCUCUCAAAAGAUGACCUCAUGGAAGCUCUCACUGAAUACCCAGAUGCCAAAACCAUGCUUGAAGAGAAAGGGAGGCAGAUCUUAAUGAAAGACGGGCUGCUGGACGUAAACAUUGCGAACGCUGGCAGCGAUCCUAAAGAUCUGGAAGAGAAAGUCACUAAAAUGGAGGGGUCUGUAGACCUCUUGCAGACAAGAUUUGCCCGGAUUCUGGCUGAGUAUGAAUCAAUGCAGCAGAAACUGAAGCAAAGAUUAGCCAAGGUUGAGAAGUUUCUGAAACCGCUUAUUGACACUGAAUUUUCAUCUCUUGAGGAACCUGGAGGAGAAAGUGGGCCAACAGAAUCCACUUAGGACUGAAAAGCUUGU